Molecule: messenger RNA, 392 nt
Organism: Phycomyces blakesleeanus NRRL 1555(-)
Lineage: Eukaryota; Fungi; Mucoromycota; Mucoromycetes; Mucorales; Phycomycetaceae
Exons: 3
Coding region: 23-355 (110 amino acids)
Cellular component (GO): endomembrane system; membrane
Source: RefSeq, a predicted model, not a curated record
CAAUUCCACCAGAAAUCUUACAAUGACUACUAAUCCUCCCAAGAAUACUCCAAUCACCGUUUCUGAGCUUGCCAAGUGCAAUGGAACUGAUCCCUCUAAACCCAUCUAUGUCGCAAUCAAAGGAGAUGUUUUCGAUGUCUCCAAGAACACCGAUGCUUAUGGCCCUGAAGGAGGUUACAAAAUUUUUACUGGAAAGGAUGCCUCAAAGGCACUCGCUUUGUCUUCAUUGAAGCCAGAAGACUGUAUUCCCGAUAUCAGCGAAUUAACUGAGAAGGAUCUUGUGGUUCUUGAGCAGUGGCACGCUUUCUUUAGCAAGCGCUACGAUAUUGUUGGCAAAGUUGUCCCAGACAACUAAACCGAGUAAAAUAAAUAAAUACAAAAUGUUCAUAUUU